Molecule: messenger RNA, 13138 nt
Organism: Cygnus olor (mute swan)
Lineage: Eukaryota; Metazoa; Chordata; Aves; Anseriformes; Anatidae
Gene: APOLTP
Exons: 74
Coding region: 190-11907 (3905 amino acids)
Biological process (GO): lipid transport
Molecular function (GO): lipid carrier activity
Source: RefSeq, a predicted model, not a curated record
AAUGUAAGUUCUGGAGCUUCCUGUUUUGCUGAUUGUGUUGGACACAGUGCAUCAUACUUCCCCCAAAGAGCUAGAUACAGCUACAGGUAUUCAGCAGUCACCAACACGUUCCUGCAGGGGAGUAUUUAUAAAAGCAGUGGCAUCUCUUUGGAGAGCACGGUGAUCAUUGAAGUAUUGGGGAACUGCCAGAUGGUUUUGAAAGUGCAAGAUGUACAGAUCAAGAAAAGUCUUGCAUCCAGAGAAGAGUCUCUGAAGGAAAUGGACAGUCUAAGGGAAGUACUAGAACAGCAUCCUCUUCACUUUUCUUUCCAUGAUGGGAAAGUUCUGAAGCUCUGUCCUGUAAGGAGUGAACAGACUUGGGCACUGAACAUAAAGCGAGGCAUUCUCAGUGUCCUGCAGACAUCACAAACAUCCACUGCUCGUGCUGUUGUUGAAGAGAUGGAUGUGCUGGGAAUAUGCCCAACCAGUUAUCAGCGAAAGGGUCCUGUUCUUGUCAAAACAAGGGACUUAAACCUCUGCUCUCAUCGAUAUUCUAGUUUUACUUCUGUGCAGUCUGUUGCUCUUCCUCGUAUGUCGUCUGAGCAGCAGAUCCUGUCUUCUAAACUGGAAUGUGUUCAGAGAGUUAAGGAUGGAGUCCUGGCAGAAGCCAAAUGUACUGAAUCCCAUCUCGUUGCACCAUUCUCUCAGAAAGGUGGCAGGGCAAAGACAGAGACUCAGUCUUCGUUGAAACUCUUUCAAGUGGAAGCAGAGACACUGUACAAAAAAGUGGACUCCAAGGAUCUGUAUAUGACCAGCAUGCUCUAUGAAAGGGAACAAACCAAGAAGGAGGUCACUGGUAAGGAAGUGACCGACCUAUUGUGGAAGCUUUGCCUAGCACAUAGUACGAGUUUUGAGGCUGCGGACCUUUUCAUGACUCUCGUGUUUGAGCUUCGACAUCUUUCUCUUGAAGCCUUAAAAACACUAUGGCAAAGAUCUUCGUUUAAGUGCAGAGACAACUGGCAGCCCUUAAUAGAUGCUCUCCCAUCUUGUGCUACAGAAGCAUGUGUUAUCCUAAUGAAAGAAAUUAUAGCUUCCAGAGAAGUUGAGGAAGACAAAAUGGACUAUUUCUUCUGGUCAUUUUCAUUCAUUCCUAAGCCCACCUUGGGCAUGAUUGAAUCUCUUGCUUGUUUGAAAAGAGUCUGGCUGCUAGCCUGUUUUUUUCGUGCUUGUUCACAGCCUUUGCUGAAGUCAUCAGGAGCAAGCCAGAGCUGCUUCUUAGGAGUAACUGCUCUCUUACAUAGGUUUUGUUCAGCUCACAGCUCCUGUGAUGGUGUGCCUGCUGUGCAGAGUGUGAUGAGGACACUUGGAGAAUUUUUGGGAGGAAACUGUACCGUGCAAGAUUCAGAAGGUUUGAGCCAGAUGCAACUGGUUCUAAAAGCCAUUGGAAAUGCAGGACUGGCAGCAGCUUCGCUUGCUCCUGUUUUGAGCCUGUGUGCUUCCCUCCAAAGUAAUCCAACUGAAAUUCGUCUAGCUGCUAUCCAGGCAUUCAGACGCAUUCCCUGCUCUGUCAGGAAUGCUGUAUUACUUGAGCUGUAUCAAGCAACUAGUGAAAAUGUGGAAAUAAGGAUUGCUUCUUACUAUAUGGCAAUGAAAUGUCCAAAUGAAGAGUUGCUUAAACAAGUACAAAAGAGUUUGCUAAAAGAAACUUCCAGUCAAGUGGGCUCCUUUGUUUGGAGUCAUCUCUCUCAGCUCCUGGAGACAGAUGAUCCACUGAAGGAACACCUUCGAGAUUCUAUUCCCGAUGAUAUCCUUAGCAGAGAUUUUGACUGGGAGACAUGGAAAUACUCCUCAUAUUCAGAUGUCACAUUCCAAUCAGCUGGUGCAGGUGCAAAUAUGGAAGCAUCAGUGGUCUUUUCUCCUGAAUCUUUUGUACCACGAUCAGUCAUGACAAAUUUGACUGUUCACCUUAUGGGGCAGGCUAUAAAUCUACUGGAGGUUGGUGUACGGUUAGAGAAUGCUGAAGCUGUCAUGCAGAAGAUUUUUGGGCAGAAGUUUGAUACUUUUGGUGACAAUUUUUUUGCAAACAGCAAUGAAAGAAACCACAAGUCAGGACGCCCCAUGCAAACAACAGGAAAAGUCAAGCAGAGGAAGCUGACUUUUAAGCAAUAUAGCCCUGCUGAUCAUCUCGUAACUACGGCUAGCAAGCCAAAGUCGAGAAAAGCUAACCAGAAUUGUCCACGUCAAAAGUAUAGCAAGAUGAGUGAGUUAGUGAAGAAGUUCACUGAGAGAAAGGUGAGAAAGGAGGAGAUGAAAUGUGAGCUAAGCAUGAAAAUCUUUGGAAAUGAAGUUAGCUUUUUGGAUUGUGAAGAUUUAAGAAAGCAAAUGAAACAUUAUUCUUUAAAUCUGGCUGAGCUUGCUGUCAAACUUCUGAAGGGGCAAGAGAUCCAGCUUAAUAAAAGGCUUAGUUUGGCCACGGAAGAAUUGCAGUUUCCAGUAAUUUCAGGCUUUCCUGUUCAACUGGCAAUCAAUGCCUCAGCAGCAAUCAAUGUUAAAAUGAAAGGCAAUGCAGAGUUCAAAGAACAGUCAAAUUUCUUUGUAAAUGGCUAUAUCAAGCCAAGUGCAUUUAUCCAGAUUUCUGUUCAAAUGGGAACUAUGGGGACUGUUGGACAAGCUGGCCUAAGCUGGUUAACAGGAAUAAGGACAUCUACUAGUCUUGAUGGGGGAAUCCAGGUUAAAAAAGGGCAAGAACUCAAAAUUGUUUUGAACACCCCAGAAGAAUCUAUGGAGAUAAUUAAUUUCAGCUCUAAACUCUUCUUCAUAAUGGUGGAUGAGACUGAACGUGUUGAUAUUUUCCAAGACCACACAGAAAGCAGAUCUUGUACUGGGAAGGAAGUGUCUGAGUUUACUGGUUGGCAGCUGUGUUCUGAAAUGUCAUAUCCUGACCCAGCUAGUGCUUUGUUUUAUCCUCUUGCUGGACCUUCAAGAGUGGCUGUCACAUUAACUAAGCAAGACAGAGGCCUACAGCAGUACAUUGUAGAAGCUGCAUAUAACUAUGUUCCUCAGGAGGAUUCAUGGAUCCCAAGCGAAGCUGUCCUUCACUUCUUCAUUGGGACUCCAAAGUCAGAAUUGAAAAGGGAUGUUGGUGUUGACCUAAACUUUAAUGUCCCGCAGAAGAAAUUUAGAAUCCAAUUCAUACAACCAAAGAAAAAAAUUGAGAUCGAUGGGAAAAUUGAUUCUUCUAAAUAUUCACGAAUUGGAUACCUGGAGUUGAUAGUAGAUGACCAAGAUGUAUAUUACAUUAAGGGUAUGACAGAUUUGCAAAUACUGAAUGGAGAGCAGAGAUACAUGACCCAAGUGGAGUUAAAGCUGAUAAAGCAAAGCAGUCCUAUCAUUCUGUCAGGAAACAUCACUAAACAACUUGGCAAGAAGAUAGCUUUUUCAGUAUUCCUGAAUAAUUUGUUGAAGGAUGCUGCAUUUCUAUCAGCAUUUCUGGAGAAAAAGUUUGAUGAUAAGCUGAGGCAAUACUCAUUGGAAGGGAAGACAUACCUUCCAGGUGUUCUUGGAGUUCACGUCACUGGUCUUCUCCAGCAACGUGACGGCUUGUGGUCUCAUGAUCUGAGGAUAAAAUACGGACUUCUAGGAGAGGCAAAAACCCUUCAUCACGAAUGCAGGAUGGGGCAAAAAGUUGAAGAGAAGACAGGUGCACACGACUUGUACAAACUUGAUGUUGGCCAUGAAUUUCAUUGUAUGCAGACUCCAACCUAUAAUCACAAGGUUCACCUGAAACAUGAUGCGAGUGCAUCUUGGCUUUCCUCCCAGAUGGAAGUGAACUAUGGGAAACACUGGAACAAAAUAAACAAUAAGAAGAAACUACUGAUCAGCCAAACAUUAAAGAAUAGUUCCAGUUUUUCACUAGUCAACUAUUUCAUGGAGUUUACUGUGCAAGUUGUGGAAAAGCAGAUGAAUUACAGAACCCAGCUGCAGCACUCGCACAGCUCUCAGGGUUAUUUGCAGAGCAGCACCAACUUUAAGGUGCAGUAUAAUGACCGCAUGCCAUUUUUGGCUGGACUGCAAUGGAAAGAUCUAUCCAGAAAUGGCCUGAAGAAGUGGGAAGGAGAAUUAAGUAUGGACACCCCAUGGCUAUAUCUGCAUGCAGCUCACAAAAUACAUCAGCCUCAGCAUUCUGCUUAUUUAUUGACUAUGGAACUGACAACUGGCAAAGUUCUCUCCAUUAAGAAUCUUGUAGUGGAACUAUUCUGUAAAGAUCAAGGCAAUGAAAAGGAGGGGAAAUUUCACGUUUACACACCAGCAACCACAUACCUGCAGGCCUCCACAUUUAAUCAUCUUGAGAGAAAUGUUCUGCACAGCUAUACUGAAAUGGUAUCUUCGUGGAAUCAGCCUGUGAAGAAUGAGAUUCAUUUGGAGAAUAAUGAACAAGCCAAAUUUCUUUGCUUUAAGAUAAAGAGCACAAAACAGGACUUUAACUUCACAGCCAGCUAUCAGAAUAUGCCAAUGCCUAUGAAAACAAACUUCUCUGUGAAGGCUGUAUGGACAGAUUAUAAUAGUCUGCCUAAAAUUCUUCAGUUUGAAAGUCAGAUAGAAGAGCUGAAGAAGGAGAAGAUGCUCUAUCAAAAACGUGGAACCGUUUAUUUCAGGCAUCCUUUUAAACUGCCGAUUUUGCAGACCUUUCUUCUGCAGGAGACAUUUACUGUUGACAAACAGCAAAAGCACUACUUCUUGGAAACAAAAGUUUUGAUAAAUGGGCUGGAGGAAUCAAUUCAAACUCUUAUACUUGGCUACCAACCUGAAACCCCCUAUAUUUGUGCUGGCUUAGCUCAUCCUUAUAACUACAGUUUGUUCCCCAGAGAUGUUGAAAUAUGCAUUUUAACUCGAAGUCACCAACCUGUGAAGCAUGAGGUUGAGACUACCUUGAAAGUCAACAAGCAAGAUGUUCUCAGCUUUCUGGGAAGAUACCAGGACAAAUCCAGUGAUGUAGACUUCAGACAUCUUUUACACGUGAAUAUGAGGCACUCAUUCCAGCUUGAAUAUCCACAAGCAAUGGGCCUAAGUGGGGAGCUAUUUUCUAGGCAGACCAAACCAGAACACUUCGAUUACAGCGUGAACGUAAAAGCCAUCAUCAACAAGACCGUGUCUUCACAGGCCCAAGCAGCACUGAAGAGUUAUGAUGAAAACAAGCUCAAUGGCUCUCUUUACCUUCAUUCUAAUGAAAGGGAUGUGCUGAUGCUGGAAGUUGAUAUGAACAAAGAAAAUAGGAAGAACGCUAGAGGUGUUGAACUGAGGGCUUUCUUCCACCAGGCAAUCCUUACAAACCCUGAAUCAAUACAGCUCCAGCUCAUGUGCAAAACGUUUCCAUCGAGAUUUCUGAUAUCUUCUGUGAUAAAAUUUAAUGAGAAUGGGCUUCAUGUGGAUUUCAUGGGAGCCAGACAGCAGAAAGUUGGUUUUGUCUUGUCCCUAAAUGGAAGAGUCCAACACACAUUUUCUGGAUUCAAGACUAUACCUCAUCUCCUUUCUCUGAAUGGAUUACUAAAGCACAAAAACAACAUUCACGAUGGUAACAUCAAUCUGAUGAUCAACGAUGCACUGUAUGGAUUCCAUCUCAGGAGCAGAAAUGUGUUUGGGAAUACCACCAUACGCAAUAUCACUUUCACUAUGUUUCAGAAUGGCAGUCAGGCAAUCCCAGUGGAAGCAAUACUGAAAGGACAACUGGAGCUGAGUAAAGAGAUGAUAAGAAGUCUAGUUAGCUUCCACAUGGAUGAGAAGGCCCUUUUUGUAGAUUUUUCCAAAGUCAUGAGUCACGGACACAAUAGAGUCACUGGGACUUUCACACAUAAUAUCAGCUCUUUAAAAAACGCAGGAUUGCCCUCGGAUGGCAUUCUCACCAUGAUAUAUGAGCACGGAACAGGAAAUCACACAAUUACUGUAGUCCUACAGAGUGGCAGUGAAAGAAUUUCUGCUGUGUUUGGAGGUCACAGACGGUCCACAGAACCUCCUAAAUCCCAUCUGUCUGUGAGCUUAAAGCACAAUGUCACAAAGAUAAAAAAACAUGGGAUCCCUUUUAUUGUGGAAGCUGCUGGCUAUUAUGAGAAUUUCACCACAAAGAUUGCUGCAGGGCUAACAACCACCAUAGAGACAGAACAGCUCAAAAUUGAAAUAGAGAUGAAAACCACUGGCAGUGCCAUGGAAAUUUCUCUUUCACUUCACCACGAUGUGGGAGGACUGAUAAACAUCGUUCCAUGUGUACUACAGGUUACUUGCAGUGGAGAAUUUAACAAACAGGUUUGUGGCCUUUGCAAUGGAGAGAUUGCAUUUCAUCAUUUUGAGAAUCCAGCAAGGGUUUCCCUGAAUGGAUCAAUGAUUACCAGUGACUUUACUGUCAUCAUCUCUGGACGCAUUUCCUUUAAUGACAUGUUUGCCUGCCUGCAACUUCAUGCCACCACUAACAUCCAGCCACAUUUGGAAAUUGACUUCCAGCAUUCCUUGCCUCAUCUUCAAUCUCUGGGUAUUUCCAAAGAGAAUCAAGUGAAAGUGUCAGCUAUCAGAAGUGACAAAUAUAAGGGAAUUAUUGAUGUCAUCCUCGGGCCUUGCAGUUUCAAAGCUGAUGGAGAAGUGAGCCUGACAAGCAAUGAAACAGAAACAGCAUGGGUACUUACUUUUACAAACAAAUGUGUCAGCCUAGAGAGAGCGGGACUGCCGCAUGCUGUAGCCUUUGGGGGCUCAUUUCAACAGAACACCUGCAAUAUUGGCUUGUUGAUGAACCUCCAGUGUGAUGGCAAAACAGUUGAUGUGCAGAUGGAUACUUCCUGCGAAAACAAAUAUGCCUUCCAAGGGAUGCUCAGGCAUUCAGUUCCCUGGAUGAGUCAACUUGGGCUGCCUUUUGAAAACUCUGUCCUGUUCUCUGCUUCCACAGACUCCACCACUGAGGGCAUUUUGUUGCUGCAGGCUGGCAAAUGCAAACUUAAGGCUAGAGGUGAUCUCUGUAUUCAGAAUAAAGCUGAAUGGACACUGGAAACAGAAACAGAAUGUCAGCUUCUGCAGGAUCUUAGUAUUCCAACUCAGUCACGGCUUGCAGGAUCUGUUCAGAAAGACAAGUGCCAAGCAGAACUUCUCUGUGUCCUUGAGACAGAAGGCAAGACUGCCCAUCUUGAAGUAAGAGCAGAGUGCAGACCAAAGAUCACACUGGAAAUUCAAUUCAGGCAUGAUCUCCCUCAACUGAAGGAUGUCCCAAGGGAAAAUAAGCUGUCCAUAACUUCACGAAAACAGUUAAACUAUCAGAUCGGCUUGGGAGUGAAAUCAGGUUCUUGUGAGCUUCAAAUGAAUGGGGACUUCCACCCUGAAAAGAAGCUUCAGUGGAAAAUGUCUAUAGAAAAUAAAUGCAAAACAAUUCAGGAUCUUGGAGCACCAGUAAAAAUUGAUGGUUCAGGCUAUGUUUUAAUGGAUAAAAUGAACCUAGAUUCACAGACAUUCAUCAUUGUUGAUGAAAGUAAAUUACAAGGACUCCUUAUACUAAACAUCACUGAUGAAAGACAAGAGCUGGAUGUCAUGCUAACCCAUAACAUUCAAGAAGCUGCUGACAUUGGAAUUCCUAUGAAGAUGUUAGUUGAUGUAAUAUCAGAAAAAAAUAGUGACUUCUAUAGAAGACUGACUUACUUCUGUGUGAACAACGAGCAAAUUAGAGAAGAACUGAGCCUUGUCCAGAAGUUGGGUGUUGUGUCUCUGAACUACAAACUUACUCAUAACAUAGAAGCACUGAAGGCUUUGCAGAUAGAAGACAGGAUUGAGUUGCAGGCUAUUUUGAACCUGAAAGUGAUCAAGAGCUUGAGUAUUAAAGUGCAUUAUGGUGCUCACUUGACAGUUCUUGAAGGGCAUAUCCAGGAGUCUGAAACAAGUACCAAUGUAACAGGGAAUUUCGAGCAUACUUGGCCAUGGUUGAUACAAGCCAGAAUCCCAACAUCUAUACAGGUAGAUGUGUUUUUUCAAGGAAUAAAUGCUACUCAAGAAAGAUAUAUGCAUAUUGCAGCUGGAGAAACAUCAAUCACAUACAUAAUAAACUCUUAUUAUGUUGGUCACCAAAUGGAUAUCUUUUGCCAGAGUGUUCAUAAUAAUGAGGUGCUACAGGCAUCUGGCUACCCUAGGGCAAUCAGUUUGAUUCUCGGUUUACAGAAAUCAGAAAACAAAACCAGGACUAUCUGUGAAGUCCAAUAUGAUGACAAAGAUAUAACCAUGAAUAUGGAUGUUGAUACCGGCUUUGAGCUCUAUGGUUUAUUUGAAUUCAUGGCAGAGGUGAAGCAUUCAAUAUCACUUCUCCAUCAUCUGGGACUCCCCUUCUUCCUUCAGAUGACAAUUAAAGAAGUCCUGACUGAAAAUGAAUUUGAAGGAGCUCUGAAGCUGACCUAUGAACAAAACAGAAACUUCACCUUUACCAUUAGUAGGAAAAAUGACCAGCAAGGUGAAGAGUUGAAUAUAAAAGCACUCCAGAAUCUUCCCUUCUUUCUACAGUACUUCCCCAGUGCAACAGAACUAUCUACUAAGGUAAAUUCUGACAUGACUGAAGCAAAAGGCAAACUCUACCUCAGUAUGGAAAAGAGGGAUUUCAAUGCUACAGCUAAGCUAACUUUCACUGGAACCAGCUACACUAAUGUCAUUGAAAUAAUACAGACAAUGUCCCAGUUAAAAAAUCUUCCAGUGCAGCUUGUGUUCAUGACGGUUUACCAAAAAGGCAAUAGAACACGUAUGCUGAGGCAAAUUGCUCUGUGGGAUGGCAAAGAGGUAAAGAUAACAGGCAUUUACACUGGACUCUUUCCAAAGUUGCAUGGAGGUCAUGACAUUCAGGUGGAGCUUUUCCAUCCUCUCUCCAUUACCUUCCCGUGGCAUGUGAGGGUGAAGUUGUAUAUGAAGCAUUCAACACGCAGUCACUGGGAUGACCUGACUGUCAUCUGGAAGGAGAAGGACCAGGUAUCAGUGUCAUCUUCUCUGAAGUUUGGAAGAGACCGUGUGAAUUACAGAGCCACUGUUGCCCAGCCAUUUAAUUACACUUUGAGGCAACUGGAGGUUCAUUCCCUGUCAGAAAGAAGAGCCAGAAAGUACAACCACCAGCUGCAGCUAACGUGGAAUGGUGGGCAGCCUACUGACAUCCAACUGACCCUGGAGGAUAAAUCAAGGACAAACAUCACUGCCUGGGAUGGGUGUGUGUCAGGCUCUUCAGGACAGCUUCAGAGAGUAUUAAGUAUAGAACACCUUCAUGCAUGUGGGUCUCUAGAGCAAACAUCAGCAUCAUUUAAGGAAUAUCUAGAUCUGAACUGGGAUGACAAAAAGUUCAAACACAAUUUAACUUAUGAGAGAAAUCGAUUCCUAUAUACUGAUAAAUUUCAGUUAGAAGCUGUUAUGGAAAACAUUUUCCUGACCUCAUGCACCAAACAGAAUAUUCUGGGUAAAAUAGAAACAAACUAUUCAUCUUGCCUGGACUAUUACAUGAGCUUUGAGUUCUGCGACAUUCCAAAUGUAAUUGUUUUCUCUGGAAAACACCAGCUCAACAAAGGAGACAUCAUUUUGCAAUCAGAGAGCAGAUUCCAUUUUUCUGAUCAUGGGAGAGAUGAGGGAUUGAUUGGAGUAUCCUUAAAAAAUCAGACCACAGCUGAUGUGAAAAACUAUUCUCUGGAAAUUGAAGUGAGUUUUUAUCUUAUUUUAUUGGUAGUGGAUUUGCGGGGGUUUUGUUUCCUAAAGACCUACUGCCAUCUAUCUUCCAAAGUGCUCAGGUGCAGCCAGUGGCUUGUAAAACAGCAGGAAAGUACAGGCAAUAUAAAGUAUACAAAUGUUUUUCCUUUAUGGCUGCAGUUAAAAGGCUCUGAAGACACUUGGCUAGGCCUGACAGGAACUGCUACUUCCUCAGCUGUUCAGAGCCGAAUCCUGGUGGAGGGGAUUAUUGAUCAAAAAGAGAAAGUAAAAGUAGCUGCUUCUAAAGGAAAGGAGUGUUUGCAGUACUACAUGGGGUAUUUGAAAGGACUCAUCCACCUUUUGGACUGUAUUAGAUUUAUUUAUGUGCAAACCAGGCAAAUUUGGUGGUAUGACAGUUGCCUCAGGCUCAUUUUGUUGACUAUCCCAGUCCUAGUUUCUGUUAUGGAUUUGCCUUCACACGCUUCUGUUCGCAUGCUUCUGCAAUGGAAUUGCUCUCAUGGUCAUGUCCUCACUUGGGAUCUGGAAGAAGGAAUGGAAGUCAGUGCUUGUACUGAUGGGCAACAGAUGGCUGCCAUUAAUAGCUAUCUCAACAUUAAUGGUGAAAGGCAAGAAAACAUGGGACAAAUUACUCUAACAGCUGUUAAUGAAAGCUUAAAUUUUCUGGCGCAUGGAUGUGGGGAUCUAAUUCUUAAGGCUGAGGACAAAAUUAAUGAAAUUGGGAGUAUUCUCAAAGCCAGACUGAUUGAGAAGAUAAAGAAGCUUGAUGGAUAUAUCUGGAGACUCAGGAGAUCAGUGCAGCAAAUUGAUUUUCUGUCUGAAGCAGCUGGUUGGCCUUCAAUAGCCUCACAAAAGAUAGCAGGAUUCCUCCACCGUGUUGGUAGAGCUUUCACCCAAGUGUGGAAGCAAAGUGGAAUCAAGCAGAUACUAAGAAGCAAGCUCCCACUUUACCUGAAUAAAAUUCAAGACGCUGUCCAGCAAAUGCAGAUGGAAUUGCAAAACCCAUUAGCAACUUUGAAAGAUGCCUACUAUGAUGUAACCUUGAAGCCACUGGAUGAAGUUUGGCAGGAGAAGACAGAAGAGUACAUGAAAAAAGUCCAGGCAUUUUUGCCCAGGAUUAUAAAAGAUGUUUGGCUAAUGGAGCCAAUCCAGAUGGCAUUAAGGACUGUUAAAACAGGCUUGGAUAUGACCACACAGCAGAUGCUCAGGUGGGCAGAGGCCAUGGUUUCUAGAGCUGUGAGCAAGAUUCGGAAGCCCUUACUCAACCUUUACAGUUUUUCAGCCAGGAACUGUUCAGUGGCAGUGAAACUGCCAGUACUUCCUAAAGCAUACUGCUCCCUGGAUCUGGCAAAUAUUACUAAUUAUCUCAUUGAAGAAAAGCUAAUGAGGCCUCUCAAAGAUCUCUACAACAUCAACAUGGUUGCAGAGUAUUACAGAUUCAAACGAAGGAUGAUGGAGAGUCCCUUUGAACAUCAUGCUAUGUUAAUAGGUAACAGGCACCUUAUGACUUUUGAUGGAAAAAUUUAUGAUUUGGCAACAAAAUGCAGUGUGCUUCUUGCCAAGGAUUUUCUUCACAAUACUUUCGCUAUAAUACUAAAUGAGGAAAUCGGUGAUUCACGAUCACUGUAUGUGGAGAUGAACCAGAGAGUGAUCAAUAUCUAUCCAAGACUGAAGAUGUCUAAGGUAUCUGUGGUAGAGAACUGCCAAGGACUGGAUCAAUCCCUUGAAAAGAAUAUCACUGAUACAAGGAAAGAAACCAACAAAAUAGAAAUAUCUGAUCACAAAGGAGUUUCUGUCUCUUGUGACUUUCAGUAUGAUCUCUGUACUGUCACUCUGGCUGGAUGGCACCAUGGUAUUUCAGCUGGACUUUUUGGUACCAAUGAUAAUGAAGCUGGAAAUGAAUGGAUACUUCCUAAUCAUUCCUUCACUGAUAAUGUGCAAGAAUUCACACAGAGCUGGCAGGUGAGCAAGUGCAGUCUCACACAGAAGAAUGUGAAGCCAUGUCCAAUUACAGAUAAGGAAAAAGUCUGUAAGGAGUUUUUUGAAGAAGCACAUUCUUGUCUCAGGAACUGCUUCAAAGUUGUGGACCCCAAACCAUUCUACAUCAUGUGUAUAUAUGACACAUGUGAAUCAAAGAAGUUGAAGGCUGCCUGCAGUUUAGCAGCAGCUUUUGUUCAUUUGUGCCACAGAAAUUUUGUUCCUGUGGAAAUUCCUCCUCAGUGCUUGAGCCUUUUUUGAACAGUAGAUACCAGCCCUGAAGAUGGAAGAACCCCUUCAGCAUCCAAAAUAAAGUAGCUAUUUGGAUAGCAAUGCUAGGGAAAACAAGGGGUGUUAAUGAGAUAGUGUUAUGAUGAUAAAUAUAAUAAAGCAUAAAUAAAAUAGAAAGCAUAAUAGGGCAUAUAGUAUAAAGGGAAAGUCUUUCACCCAGAAACACCUGAGGCCAGAGUAAUCACUUCAGUACAAUGACAAGAAACUAUAAUAAAUCAGAAGGUAUUGGAUAUGAGAAUAUCAGUUACUUAAAAAUAAAAAAAUCUUCCAGCAGGUAACAGAAUUAUUUCCUCAGAAGCCUUGACCCAUAGCAUGAAUACAUUUAAAAGAUGACAAAAGAUCUUUUCCAGUUCAGAUUAGUACAAAUAGGCUACUUUGUGAAAGCAGUGUACGAGCUUUGAACCUGUGCAGAGAUGCUGACAACUUUUUCUCCAGAACUGAAACUCAACUGUUCAAUACAUUCUGGAGAAAUUAACCUUUUUCCAGGGAAGUGCCCCACCACACAUGAGGUUUAAGCCAAAAAUAAGAUGGCUAAAAAGAUACAAAGGAAAGCACUUAAUCAUUUUCAUGCUGGCUGAUUUUUCCCUUAUCAAUGUACUCAUUGUUAAAAGUGAAGAAGCCUUCUUGGUAUCUGCUCACCAGUUUCACGUUCUCCCUUCGUGUCUUUAGGAGUCCCUUCUUGGAAGUUAGUUUACAUGUUGGGAAAAGCUCUGGUAUUCAUAAAGUAGUCUUAAAGUGUUAUAGAUACUGUUGUGUAAAAGUAUCUCAACUGUUGAAUUAUUUUCUAUAUUGCAAGUCUAUUGAUUAAAAAAUGCCUAACAGAGAGGCAUACAUUUCCCUACACAGUACCAGGAAUGUAAUUAUUUAGUGAAAGGUAACAUUACAAAAUCCUUCAGCUGUCUUUGCAUAAGAACAUACUAACAUCAAAAUAACAGUGUUCUUAACUAUGAAAUGUUGAUAAAUAGUUGACUUCCUCAUUUUUAUGCUUCCCCAAUUUUUAUUGAUUAUUCAUAAGAAUAACGUUGUACUGAUGAACAGUUAGAACUGGCUGAGUUUAAAUGGUUCCUGUAGUUGUUCACAGAGCUGGCCUCACUUACCUUGGCUUUGGAAUGCAGUAAAUUGUUUAGUAUCAUCAUCACAUAGUCUCAAAGCUGCAAUCUGGAAUUCACCUACAUGUGCACAUAGCAAUUGCAUAGCUGGC